This is a messenger RNA of Octodon degus (degu), 1903 nucleotides long. RefSeq names its product BARX homeobox 2 (gene Barx2). Gene Ontology annotation, biological process: regulation of transcription by RNA polymerase II. Gene Ontology annotation, cellular component: nucleus. The transcript has 4 exons. NCBI's taxonomy places the organism in Eukaryota, Metazoa, Chordata, Mammalia, Rodentia, Octodontidae. The record is from RefSeq and is a predicted model, not a curated record. Bases 371 to 1210 code for a protein of 279 amino acids. Gene Ontology annotation, molecular function: DNA-binding transcription factor activity, RNA polymerase II-specific; RNA polymerase II transcription regulatory region sequence-specific DNA binding.
GGAGGAGACGAAAGCUGCUGGCACUAGGCGCGCAGGUCAGCGCCCUGGUCCCACGGUUGGCAGGGGUGGGGGUGGGCGCCGACGCCCCUCGCCUGGCACUCCGCACCUGGCCCUGCGGGAAGUGCUUGCUGAUUGACAGCUGCGUUGUCCCAAAAAAGCUCGCCAAAGAUGCUGAUCUGCGGGUGGGUGUAGACGCGCAGCAGGCGCGCCGGUGCCCGCUCCCCUCUGCGCGCCUCCUGGGCCCGGCCGUCUCCCUGGCUGUGGACAAGCGGGGCUGUCGCCCCCGCCCCGCGCCACCCCCGCGGUCCCCGCCGGCCGGGCCCUCGAAGUCCCGCUCAGGUCGGCGGGCGCCUGCUCGUCCCAGCUCACCAUGCACUGCCACGCCGAACUGAGGCUGAGCUCUCCCGGCCAGCUCAAAGCAGCCAGGCGGCGCUACAAGACUUUCAUGAUCGACGAGAUCCUGUCCAAGGAGACCUGCGACUACUUUGAGAAACUUUCUCUCUACUCUGUGUGCCCGUCGCUGGUCGUGCGACCCAAGCCCCUGCAUUCCUGUACGGGCUCCCCUUCCCUUCGGGCAUACCCUCUGCUCUCGGUGAUCACCCGGCAGCCCACGGUCAUCUCCCACCUGGUCCCCACGACUCCAGGAAUCGCCCCCGUCUUGUCCCGCCAUGUAGCCACUGAGGCUACAUCUGCUGAGGCCCAAGGUGGCGAGGCUCUAGCCAGCAGUGAGUCAGAGACAGAACAGCCCACGCCACGGCAGAAGAAGCCCCGCCGGAGUCGCACCAUCUUCACCGAGCUGCAGCUCAUGGGCCUGGAGAAGAAGUUCCAGAAGCAGAAGUACUUGUCCACCCCAGACAGGUUGGAUUUGGCUCAGUCUCUGGGACUCACUCAGCUGCAGGUGAAGACCUGGUACCAGAAUCGCAGGAUGAAAUGGAAGAAAAUGGUUCUUAAAGGUGGACAGGAAGCACCCACAAAACCUAAAGGUCGUCCCAAGAAGAACUCCAUCCCUACAUCAGAAGAGAUUGAAGCUGAAGAGAAGAUGCACAACCAGGCCCAGAGUCAGGAGGGCCCAGAGCUCUUGCAGGGAUCUGAAGAGCCCUGUGAGGCGCAAGAACUAAAAGCAUGUGAUGUUCCCUUGGAAGUGGCAGAGCCGCCAGGCCAGCCCCAGGAGCUGCCAGGAGCCUCUUCCAAACCACCGCCAUUAAGCUAAAAUAAAACUCUUGGGGGGAAGGGGAGACUGGGAAGAAGGAAAAAGUGAAGGCAGAGAGACCAGGGUGAGAAACACCUCUAACAGCCAGGCCAGCUUGCCUCUCUCCCACCCACUGUUCUCAGCGGCACCUUCAUUGGAAGCAUCUGAAGAAGACUUGCUUGUCUCAGACUGUCCUCUUCCUGGAAGGCUGCGUAGUAAGCCAUACAUGCCCUUGAUUGAGAGAGACAGUGCCUUGAGCUCCUGCCCCCCAGGGUGACAGCUGCAGGGCUGGAUAGACACGGCACACUAGCCUGCAGAAGGUCUCGCCCAGCUGCUCCUUGACCCUGGGCAGCCAGUGGUUAAAGCUGGCUAGAGAGGAGGAGGUGCUUGGACAGCCUGCCCAGGCUCCUGGCUGACUCAGCACUUAUUUCUAUAGUUUUAAAAGAAUUUAAUGUUUUGGGGGGUUUUUUGUGGGGGGAGGAGGAGUGGGCAAGCAAAAGAGUUGGAGGAAGGGAGGGAUAAGUUCUUAGAAAUGUUUCUGGGUAACAUUGUUUGUUUGUUUGGAGACAUGUGUGCCUUUGUACCCGUUAUGAUAAGAUGGUCAGGUGACCAAGAAUUGAUAAGCUUUGUUUUUCUUGCUUCUUUUAGUUACCCUCCCUGAAGCUGCCAAUGCAGAUAUGUUAAGAUAACUUUUAUUUUUUAAUUAAAAAUAAA